Messenger RNA from Adineta ricciae, 1080 nucleotides. NCBI's taxonomy places the organism in Eukaryota, Metazoa, Rotifera, Eurotatoria, Adinetida, Adinetidae. The record is from the annotation of a GenBank genome assembly.
AUGAUCGUGCCAUCAAGAAUAUUUUACAUCUUCAGUAAACAUGCAGUGGUACAGUUAUUACUACCUACGAUGGUGGGAUUAAUGAUCGGUAUGACGAUAAUGUAUCAUGCUUUACAUCAGUCGAAGAUGGCGCCGUUGAUUGCGACGAAGUUACUUGAGGAGCGUUAUUAUCCGGAGAACAAGGCACUUCCUCUACCGCCAGUUUCCUCAGAAUACAAUGUGACCAGCAAAAAACGUAUCUGUUUGGUGAACAUCGACACGCGACCAUUGCAACGAUUCUCCGCAGUAGAAGGUGGAUAUAGGGAUAUGACUUUUUCUUCGCUUUCCACGUACAGCAAUCUUCUCUAUGCACGUCUUCAUGGUUACGAUUAUCAACGUAUCGUUGUUCCUCCGUUUCAAAACCGAUACCAUACAUGGUCAAAAGUGUACCACUUGUAUGAUAUGGUUCAAUCUAUGGCCGAAUCGCAUGACGUUAUUCUAUUUCUCGAUGCUGAUGCUUAUGUUGCCGAUAUUCGCAUGCCUCUCGAACGAUUAUUGACAAAGUGGAAAUUUGAUGAGAAGGCUCAAUUGCUCUUAUCUCUCGAUGUUUCCAGUCCGUAUGCGAAAGAUACACAUGGUCGUACGGUACUCAAUACUGGCGUGAUCUUUCUUCGACCAGGCAGUCCGAAAGUCAUCUCAUUACUGCGCAACUUAUCCGAAUGUCUAGAGCGCACACCUGGCUGUGAACAAUGGCGACACAAAUGGGGUCACGAACAAUCUGCUUUCAGCGAAUAUUUCCGAGAUGCAUUCAUUCCCGAUGUCGAAUUGUUAUCAAUGCCGUGUAACGAAGGUCUUGGCUACAGUGAAGACCCAUACAAUUGUCAUGGUAUUUACAUUUCACAUGUUACUAUGGACAAAGAAUCACUCCGUGAACGGUAUAAGCAACGGCUCAUCUAUGGUACUUUGUUAUCACUUGAACGCGAACUCUUUCGGUCGCAUGUUACGUAUCCAUCGACGAAUGACAUUGAUUUGCUCGAUAUGAUGCGACAACAACGUUCAUCAACAACACCUACGAUGGAGAACAGCACGUCAACUGAUUAG